AUGGAGUCAUCCGCAUCCCCCGCACCGCACAAACGACGCAUCCCCGGCCUGCCCAACCCGGUGGUAGCAGCCGCGCAGCAAAAAUGGCUAUUCACAGACGAAGAGUUGGAACGCACGCCCUCGCGCAUCGAUAACAUCAGCCGCGGGGAGGAGGACCACAUCCGGCACCGCGCGGUGGAGUUUAUCUGGCAGGUGAGCAUGAUGCUCAAGAUGCCGCCGCAGACCUCCAUGACCGCCACGGUGUUCAUGCACCGCUUCCUCAUGCGCUACUCGCUCCAGGGCCAUUACCCGGAGAUAUCCUCGAACCUGAUGCAUCCCAAGGUGAUUGCAGGGGUGGCGCUAUUCGUCGCGUUCAAAGUGGACGAGACGAUGCGGCGCAUGAAGGACUUCGUGAUCGCCUGCUGCCGCGUCGCACUUAAGAAGGCCGACAUGAUCGUUGACGAGCAGUCCAAGGACUACUGGAAAUGGCGCGACCUCCUCCUGCAGAACGAGAGCACCAUGCUGGAAAUCCUCUGCUUCGAUCUGCAGCUCGAGUCCCCCUACCGCAUCCUGUGGGACUACUCGCUUUUCUUCAACGUCCAGGACAACCGGCCCCUCCGCCACGCGGCGUACGCCUUCCUCAACGACUCAACUUACACAGUGCUGUGUCUCCAGUUCUCGCCGCGUGUCAUCGCCGCAGCGGCGCUUUACGCGGCCGCGCGACACUGCAACGUCGCCUUCCCGGACGACGACGAGGGCCGCCCCUGGUGGGUCCGCAUCGAUGUCCGCGUCGACGACCUCAUCCGCGCCUGCAAGCUGAUCAUCCAGAUCUACGAGCGCGUCCACCAAAACCUGAGUAAGGGGUAUCCGGAGUUUGCCAUCUCCGACCCCCCAAUCCCCCAGGAUCCGACCCGUCUUUCGCAAGACCCUCCUCCUUCUGCUACGAGUGCAGAGGCUGUGAAUGGCCGCAAGCGGUCGCGCGAGCCGGAGUCUUUCUCGGGGUCUUUACCAUCUCGGAUCCCCGAACAACCUCCCCGGAAUGGCGGGGAGCCCUCGCCGAAACGCCAGCGAACAGUCUCUCCCGGUACGGGGCAAGAAUCCAAAACCAGCACCGCUAAACCUCCUCUACCGCGUAUUCCAUUGAAAGCACUGGCAUCCGCAACGUCACAUUCGAAAAAUCCUUCAAAAGCAACAUCCGCGCCCGAGAAAGAUGACACAACCACCGAAGAAGGCGAGAUUGCGUCUGAUGAAAGGACUCCCUCUCGGCCUGCAGCGGCACAGCCUGCAGACUCGGUUAGAUCAGAUCCGCAAAAAGGGGACGUCGAUGAUGAGGGUGGAGGGGGUAGCGAAGAGGGUGAGAUUUAG
Molecule: messenger RNA, 1344 nt
Organism: Penicillium lagena
Lineage: Eukaryota; Fungi; Ascomycota; Eurotiomycetes; Eurotiales; Aspergillaceae
Exons: 1
Coding region: 1-1344 (447 amino acids)
Biological process (GO): positive regulation of DNA-templated transcription, elongation; regulation of transcription by RNA polymerase II
Cellular component (GO): nucleus; cyclin/CDK positive transcription elongation factor complex
Molecular function (GO): cyclin-dependent protein serine/threonine kinase activator activity
Source: RefSeq, a predicted model, not a curated record